Messenger RNA from Plenodomus lingam JN3, 1302 nucleotides. RefSeq lists its product as uncharacterized. Gene Ontology annotation, cellular component: nucleus. Lineage: Eukaryota; Fungi; Ascomycota; Dothideomycetes; Pleosporales; Leptosphaeriaceae. The record is from RefSeq and is a predicted model, not a curated record.
AUGAUGGAGUCGCCCGGCUCAGACCUGUCCGACUACGCCUCCGACGACUUCCCCGAGGACGUCAAGGGCGCCCGUAUGAGCUACGAAGCUACGCCAGACCGCGACCACCGCCCCAGCAAGCGGCCGCGCCUUAAUAUACGCGCGCCCUCAUCUCCCCCGCCCGCCCACAUGACGACGACGUUGCCGGCCGAUGAGGAAGAAGAGCUGUCCGAGGACACGGAUGGGUCGGUGCCUGCAUCACCCAACCACCACCCUGGCAUGUCGCAGGAAGAAGAGUAUGGCCAGGAGCAAGUCACCGUCUGCAAGUGGGAGGGUUGCCAGGUCGGGGAUGUGCAAAACAUGGACAACCUGGUCGAGCAUCUUCACGAGGACCACAUCGGUACGCGACAAAAGAAGUACAGUUGCGAGUGGAGCGAUUGCACGCGAAAGGGCAUACCACAUGCCAGUGGAUAUGCAUUGAGGGCGCAUAUGCGAAGCCACACGCGAGAAAAGCCAUUUUACUGCACACUGCCAGAAUGCGACCGCUCCUUCACCCGCUCAGACGCCCUGGCUAAGCACAUGCGCACGGUCCACGAGACAGAAGCCCUGCGCCCUUCUGAUCCCGUUCCCAAGCACCACUCCUCCAACCCCACCAACAAAGUUCAGCGCUUGAAGCUGGUCCUCAACAGCGAGGGCAAGAAGCUGUCAAACGACAAGGGCUCGACGCCUGCCUCUCCCUUAUCACACACCCAUCCAACAGGCCCCUUGAUCCCACCUGCACCUCACUCAGACGCCGACUAUGCGCACAAUAAUGUCAUCUACGUUCAAGACCUCGCCAGGCCAGAUGUGCCAACCAUGGUGCAGUUCCCUCCAGACAUUGAAUUUGCGCCCGAAGAGCUCGCCCUCCCUGCCCCCGAACUGUUCAAGCUUCUUCGGAGACAGCUACGCUGGGCAACACAAGAAGGCGAACAACUACGAGCCGAAGCAGACGUGUUAGAGAAGAAGCGCAAAGAAGAAUGGGAGGCCAAGGAGCUGCUAGUGGAGAAUCUCAUGGAGGCACAAGUAGCGUGCGAACUUCGACGACGAGCCGAGGCAGGGUUGCCCGAGGAUUUCGAAGGCUUCAGACAAGUACAAGAAGAUAUCGUGCCGUCGAAGAAACUACCCAUCAAGAGCAGGAAUGGAAAAAUGCCUUGGUGGCGAGACGAGUCGUGGCAGUAUCGACAGACGAGCGCUCAGGAGAUCAAGCAGGAAGCACAGGCGCCACGACCUGCACCCUUGGAUAUCAGGCGCGAGGAGUUGCACGCUCAAUCUGCUACGGGGUAA